Messenger RNA from Olea europaea var. sylvestris, 1127 nucleotides. RefSeq names its product COP9 signalosome complex subunit 7-like. Lineage: Eukaryota; Viridiplantae; Streptophyta; Magnoliopsida; Lamiales; Oleaceae. The record is from RefSeq and is a predicted model, not a curated record. The coding region runs from base 261 to 1004 and encodes 247 amino acids. Gene Ontology annotation, cellular component: COP9 signalosome. The transcript is spliced from 9 exons.
AAAAUGUACACGUCGCACUUCAACGCCGAGCCAAAAGUCCCGUGUCCUCUACCGAGUAAACGGACUCUCAAAAUCCACUUCAAAAUUUAUAUACCCUAAAAUCUUGUCUCCCAAAACCUGAGAUUUUGAUUUUCUCCAAUUCCAAAUUUCCAAUUCUUUCAAAAUACAACAAGUGAAUCUGUAAUUUAUACACACACUUUUAUGCAUAAAAAUUCUGUAAUUUUUUUGGGGGCAGAUCAUUAGAAAUCGGAAUCUGAGAGAUGGACAUUGAGCAAAAGCAAGCGGAGCACAUAGAUUACUUUGUGAAGCAGGCGUCGAAUCUCAAGGGUUCCGCCCUCAGAAACGUCAUUGUUGAGGCCACUUCCCACCCAUCUCUUUUUGCUUUCGCUGAGAUUCUCUCUGUCCCUAACAUCCUUGAGCUCCAAGGAACUGAGAAUGCGGUCUUUCUUGAUUUGCUUCGUGUGUUUGCACAUGGUACAUGGAGUGAAUAUAAGAGUGUUGCCAGCCGUCUUCCACCAUUGGUUCCUGAUCAAGUCCUCAAGUUGAAGCAACUGACUGUGCUUACCCUGGCUGAGACAAAUAAGGUAUUGGCUUACGAUGUAUUGAUACAGGAAUUAGAUGUUACAAAUGUUCGUGAGUUAGAAGAUUUUCUCAUCAAUGACUGCAUGUAUGUGGGGAUAGUCAGAGGGAAGCUUGAUCAGUUGCGGAGAUGUUUUGAGGUGCAAUUUGCGGCAGGGAGGGAUCCAAGGCCAGGGCAAUUGGGAAGUAUGAUACAGACAAUAGCUAACUGGUUGUCUACGUCAGACAAUCUACUCGUCUCAAUUCAAGAGAAGAUCAAGUGGGCAGAUAAUAUGAGUGAAAUGGACAAGAAGCACAGAAAGGAAGUAGAAGAAAGGGUGGAAGAAGUGAAGAAGACACUAUCCUUCAAGAAGCUCCAAACUGUAAGCAGGCCGACACCGAGUUCCGAGGGCACGAGGAGAUCUUCUCUGAACAUAGCGGAGUGAUGGACUACGAGGAAGAUAGAAGUCGGCCAAAGAGGAGACGACACCCCCUAGGUUGAGGAUAUAGAUUAAAAAGAGAUCAUAGGAUGCAUCAGUCAGACAACUGGCCCUUUUUUUUUUUUUUUU